This is a messenger RNA of Xyrauchen texanus (razorback sucker), 3236 nucleotides long. RefSeq names its product guanine nucleotide-binding protein G(I)/G(S)/G(O) subunit gamma-4. NCBI's taxonomy places the organism in Eukaryota, Metazoa, Chordata, Actinopteri, Cypriniformes, Catostomidae. Gene Ontology annotation, cellular component: heterotrimeric G-protein complex. The transcript has 3 exons. Bases 396 to 623 code for a protein of 75 amino acids. The record is from RefSeq and is a predicted model, not a curated record. Gene Ontology annotation, biological process: G protein-coupled receptor signaling pathway. Gene Ontology annotation, molecular function: G-protein beta-subunit binding.
UGAAGCAGGGAAGCCUCGGUGUUAGCGCUCCGCAAAAUAACGCCAAUUGAUCUUACAAUAUUACCGAGCAUCCUCGGCGGGUGAUCGUUCUCCAACCCGCCACACUCCGCAUCCACCGGGCUAGCUUCUUAAAGGCGGCGCUUCAUCCUUCAGGGUUUGUGCGUCACGUCGAGGUUCCCCCUCACAUCUGGGAAGACGCUCAUGUACUGACACCUAAUUAACCGAGGGAGCAUCAAUGCACACAGUGCGAACCGGAGAAAUACUCGACGUUUAACGCGUUUGGUGAAUAAACGGGAGUGGACGGUGGACGCUUUCCAGUCCUCGUUUGGGUGGAGUCGACCCCGUUUUUUCUGAUACACUCAAGUCUGACCAUUGGCAUAAUUAAGGAGACAAUCAUGAAGGAUGGAAUGGCCAAUAACAGCACCGCCUGCAUCUCACAGGCCCGGAAAGCUGUGGAGCAACUCAAGAUGGAGGCCUGCAUGGACAGGAUAAAGGUGUCCAAGGCUGCAGCGGAUCUGAUGGCGUAUUGUGAUGCACAUAUACGAGAGGACCCGCUCAUCGUGCCCGUCCCCGCAUCAGAAAACCCUUUCAGAGAGAAGAAGUUCUUCUGCACCAUCCUCUGAGGCCGGGCUGCAGGUUCUGCUGCGAGGUUUCCACGUCCCUGGCUGCUGCCGUUUAGCGCGAUUGACUGGCAGCCGCAUCUGUUGAUGGUUCGACCCCUCCUGACGGCCUGUGGGGGGGUUUUGGGGGGAGUCACUCAACUGGCAACCCAGUCAGAGCGUUUCAUGUCUUGUUAAAUAGGUUUGUUAUUGCUUCGUAUUUAGAGAACAGCCUUUCUCACUGCUUCAAGAGAUGAGAGUUUGUUUUUUUUGUUUCGUUUCGCUUCAUUUCAAGCCCUGCCAAGUGGUCAUUUUGUAAGUAUUUGGAAAUGUUAAUAAACUAGUCUUAAUUGAUGUACACUACACUAAUGUAUGGACACACUCGACUCAAAUGUUUCUUGUCAUCUUAAAAACCGUUGGAUUUAAAGGCUUUUGCUUACAUGCUUGAAAUGAGUUUUGUAGACCAAUGCAAAUUGUGCCAGCGCUUGAAUUUCUUUACAAAACUGGAGCGGAUUGUGAAGGAAAAUCAGCCAUCGAGUCACCUCAGUAUGAAGCACCUCAUAAAGCUGGAAUCUGGAGCAUAAAGUGAAAUGUACACUAUGCAAGUACAUUAAUGCAGACGCAACCUCAAUUUUGUGCAUCGUUGUGUUAUGAGAUGUGUCAAAUCGCAGUCAUUACGCAAAUAGGCAUUGCAGUCUCGACGUUGCCACAAGGGGCGCUAUAGCAAAAUUGAGUUUUCUCUUUCUUGACAACAACUGUCAUGGCGGAGCAACCGCUUGAAAUAUUGACCUAUGAUCAUCUUAUAAAUAUUGAUGCUUCUGUCCUACCCACUCUGUACACGACUCGAAUCGUUGUCUCCGGCAUGGGAGGUGGGUGCGCUAACAAGGAUGCUAAAGGCUACUAGCGUCAAUCGCUAGUGCACCACUUUAGGUUAGAAGAGUGAGGUUUACACACUGCACAGCUAUCUAUCAGCUAUCUACCACUACACUCACCCCCCUAAACCUCACUCCCAUCCGGGUCACGGCACCAUUGUGAUGCUCCUGUUCUACCCGCUCCGUACAGGACUCGAAUCGUUGUCUCCGGCAUGGGAGGUGGGUGCGCUAACAAGGAGGCUAAAGGCUACAGUCCCUAGCGUCAGUCGCUAGUGCACCCCUUGAGAUCAGGAGAGUGAUGUUUACACACAACACAGCUAUCUACCAGCUGGCUCCCGUUACACUCACCCCCCUUAAACCUCACUCCCAUCUGGGUCACGGCACCAUUGUAACCGGCUCUGGUCGCCCUGCUCUGAAUGGGACUCGAACCGACGUGGGAGGCGGGUGCACUAACACCUCGUGAGAUUUAUAUACAUUGCACAGCUAUCUAUCAGCUGGCUCCCGUUAAAUUGGCCCAUAGUCCACAGUAAUCCAUCUUGCAAUUGAAUUCGUCAAUCAGUCCGAGAUUUAUUACAAGGGCUUUUCUAAGGAUACGUCAGACGGACGCUUUUGGAGCAUCUCACUUUGUUUACGUCACGUGUCAAGCUAAACGUAGUUCCCUUAAAAGCUGUAUUUUCGCUUACGCUGUAAAACAGGUGCUACUUUAAUUUGACAUUAUAGCAACUUACCUAAAUAAUAACACAUUUGGUUUUAUGGCAGGGAAAAGAGAAAUCUAUCGCCCCCUUGAGGACUGAUUUUUGAUACCGUCACAGUAACGCAUGGACGCACGUGUAGCAUGUUCAAUCGGGCCGCGUGUUGGCAGUGUGUUGGCUAAGCGCUAGUGUCUGCAUUCGCGUACUUGCAUAAACUAUGUUUCUGGCCAACGGUUGGAUCCUUUGAAGAAGCUCAAAUGUAACAUAGUUGUAAUUUACUUAAAAUUACUAUUAUAAAAUUAAAAUCAGAUGACUGACUUUACUGAUUACUUCAUCAAAAAAGUAAUCAAAUUACUAGUUACUUUUAGGUUACUUUCUAAAAACACUUUCCCUUAAAAGAUUGUUUUUCCGCUCAACAAAUUUAAAAUAAUGUCGAUUUAUCCUCCUCGUUCAUUGAUUCAUUAGGGGUCACACACACUUCGGGUGUCGCAAAAUGCAACAUAAUUGCAGAUAAAAACAUAAUUCAUGUUUUAAAUGUGUUUUACAUAAUUUACUUUAAAUGACUUUAUAUGGUUUUACACAUAUUCCUAAAAUAAUAUUUUAUAUUAUAAAAUAUUAUUUUAGGAAUAUGUGUAAAACCAAAUAAAGUCAUUUAAACUAAAUAUUGUAAUUGAAAGGCAGUAACUGUAUUAUGAUUACAAGAAUUUCAAAUGUAAUGCGCUACACUACUUAAGUACUUUUAAAAAGUAAUUACUUGGUAAUUAGAUCACUCUCAACUCUGGUUCUGAUUUAUUUGACUAUUUUGGGCACAUCAUUUCGUUACAUAAUUCCCAAAACAUCUAUUUGUGUUUAUUUGAUACUUCUGAUGACUGUUAUUCUAAAAUUAGAAAUACAAUUAAUAAUAAAGCAUGAGUUUGUGUUUCCAAACUUUUGACUGGUAGCUUAUCUGAUUUUUUAUUACACAUCUUCUAUUGACAUCUUUCCCCCGUUACAAAAUAAUUAUAGUUUUGAUAUUUUGAAUCAAGGCAGAAAUGUUUUUAAAGUGAAACGAGCCUUAAAGGGACAGUACACCC